Molecule: messenger RNA, 2757 nt
Organism: Aspergillus neoniger CBS 115656
Lineage: Eukaryota; Fungi; Ascomycota; Eurotiomycetes; Eurotiales; Aspergillaceae
Product: heat shock factor family protein
Exons: 2
Coding region: 122-2506 (794 amino acids)
Biological process (GO): regulation of DNA-templated transcription
Molecular function (GO): DNA-binding transcription factor activity; sequence-specific DNA binding
Source: RefSeq, a predicted model, not a curated record
GCCCAAUCGCCGUUAUUCUUCCUUCCCUCCUAGUGGACGACCCUAGGCCAUCGUAUACGCGACUUUACUCGCCCCUUAGAACGUCUUUGCUCUUUACCGACCAUUGGUUUUAUCGCCUGUGAUGAGUCCUCAAGGAAUUACCCGCAAGAGACCUGCGCCUGGCACAUCCCCGAUCGUCCAUCCUCAGCUGGGCCCAUUAUCCAAUUACCCUCAGAACCCCGGAAACCAACUCUCCAACGACCAGUUUCUGCAAUGGGGUCAGACCUCCUCGAACGUGUCCAGUCCCUCCUUCCCUGAUUCCAACCCCUACAGCGCUGCUGCCUACACAUCCAGCCCGGACGUGCCUGCGGCCAAUGUUACUGCUGCUGCUCCGGGGCAGCUUGCGCGUCGUCAAACCCCAACUCAACUGGUGAAUCGCGGCCGAGGAUAUGAACAAACACCACCUUUCUCCGAUCAUAGUACUGGGACUGGAGAAAACGGGGGAUGGGGGGAGAGCCUGGAGGACCUAUAUAAGCGCGCGAUGGUUGCGAAGAGGGAGGCACAGGCCAAGCGGAAGCAGAUCCCUCCAUUUGUGCAAAAGCUGAGCAGUUUUCUGGACGAGUCGAAGAACACUGAACUUAUCCGAUGGUCUGAUGAUGGAAACUCUUUCAUCGUUAUGGAUGAAGAUGAGUUUGCGAAGACCCUCAUUCCGGAGCUGUUCAAACACAACAACUACGCCUCUUUCGUUCGCCAGCUGAACAUGUACGGCUUUCACAAGAAGGUUGGGCUGUCGGACAAUUCGAUGCGUGCUAGCGAGCGGAAGAACAAGAGCCCGAGCGAAUACGCCAACCCCUACUUCAAGCGCGGGCAUCCUGACCUGCUAUGGUUGAUUCAGAAGCCCAAAAACACGGCGGGUCAGGGUAGCAAGUCUGGGAAGACAAACGUGCGUGUGAAGACCGAGGAAGCGGAGGACCAGGACCACGACGACUACGGGGAUGAUGGCAUUGGAUCUCGAGAUGACCGUGCGCGCAACCGCCAAUUGUCUCUCAUCACGAACAAUGUCAUGCCCAAAGACCAAUUGGCAGGCGUGUAUCGAGAGCUGCAAGCUAUCCGGCAGCAACAACAGAUCAUUUCCAACACCAUCAGCAAACUACGGCGCGAGCACGAGCAACUGUACGCGCAGGCGGCCAACUUCCAGGAGCAGCAUACGCGGCACGAGAACUCGAUAAAUGCCAUCCUCACUUUCCUAGCAACUGUCUACAACCGCAGUCUGCAAGGGCAGGAGGGACCGCAGAAUCUGGCGAACUCAUUCGCGGGAGCUAUUUCCCAAGACCAAGGCAACGUUGUCGACAUGGGGGACGAGUAUACGCUGAGCACCUUAGGUGAUCUGAAUAGCCCUGGUGGACAACGGUCAAUGAAGAAGCAACCCCUCUUGCUGAAAGCCCCCCCGGGGGCUGACCGGCAGAGCCGUGCGACAACAUUGUCCCCUGCUGCCACCGCCUAUGACCGCUCACAACCGCGUGGCCAUGGCCGGCAGCCGAGUGCGUCGCAACCCGGCCAUGUCGAGGAGGUGUUUGACACGAGCCCGCGGCAAAAAGAGGCGGCGGUGCCAGCGAAUCAACAGUUCCCACAACGGGAUAUUAUGUCUGUGAUUCAGAACUCCAAUGCGCGCAACGGCAUGCCAACGACGUUCGCCGACUUCCCUAAUGUGCUGUCAUCCCUCGAAACAUCCGGAGGAAACUCGCCACUCACCCCCAACCAGCGUGCAGAUAUGCUCCGUCUGAUGGCCAACGAGAGCAAUUCCAGCGGCACCAGCCCGCCGGUGUCUCAAAAUAACGCGCUGAUGACCCCGACGCCACCGCCGAUGCCACACAACUACUCGGGGCGGCUGGCCAAUACCCGCGCGGAGAUCGACAACCUGGUGAAGAUGCAAGCGGAGCAAGACCGUUCCGUGCAGAACCUGACCAACCUGCUUCAACCCUUGAGCCCUACAGGCACCAUCCCUGGCAUUGGCACUGACGGCAGCGUCCCCCCUCCCCCACUAAACCUUGAUGAGAUCUUCACCAACGACUACUUCACGGACAUUGGAGACCUCGAGCAUAAUAAAAACAGCUUAGAUUUCGGCGACUCGUCGCACUCGGUACCGGUCACAGCAUCAGCCGACCCAACGGCGACGACCGGUCCCGAGGACGGCGUGAUCAAAGAUGCCACCGAGCUGUUCGAUUUCGACCAGAUCCCAGCAGAGGGUGAUAUCUUCAGCGGAGCCAACCCGCAGUCGACGGCCGGGUACUACAACGGAUACGAGGGCAGCGGUUAUGGAACCAACGCAAUGAGCUCGGGAGUCGGCGCGGAUGCACAAAUCCCCAUCAACCACGAGACCAAUCGCAUCGAGGCACUUCCAGACAGCGAGAGCACCAGCCCGGCCAACACGGUGGAUGAUGGCUUGCAGUAUGGCGGGUCCGAAACUAACGAUUCUCAGGGAGGUAAGGGCAAUGGCGGCGGCGCGAAGCGGCGCAAGAAGGCUUGAUUUUUUAUUAUUUUCAUUCUGCUUGAUGACAUUACUAACGGGGCUGUGUGUCUGCGGAAGGCAAUAUCAAGAGCCAACCUUGGAAUUACGAAUACGAAUAAAAGCUUAAACUUUACAUUUGUCUUGCCUUUUCUUGAAUGAGGUAUAUCGCUGCAUAUAAUCCCCCAUACCCAUACCUAUACCCAUGCCUACCUACCCCUUAUCAUAUGAACUCGUCAAUUCCCCUCUCCCUUCUUCUGCAUGAUUUCAAA